ACAACAGCUAUCUUCCAAGUCUUUGGUUGUGAACUGUUUUGUUCAAUUUGUUUGAGGAAACAAGUGAUUCAUUCAAAGCCUCACUCUUUCUUUGAUCCUUUAAUGGUUUAGGUUUGCUUUGCUUUUCUUGUUUCUUGAACACACUCUUGUGCUUGGUAGGUUGUGCAAAAUGAGGUGAGGAAAAUGGGGGCCCUAAACUCCACUGAAGGUUAAAUGGUGAGAGGGAUCUCCAUCUCUUGCUUGAGUGCUCUCUUUGCCCCCCUAAUUUUGUGCUGUCUAGCAUUUCAUGGUUUUGGCCUUUUGGGUUUUCUUUCUUUUCAUCUUUUUAUUGUAAAGAUAAGAUCUUUGGGUUUCUGAUUAUUCCCUUUGGAUGCCUUCGCUCGUGAACUUUCAAGGCUUUUCAAUGUGGGUUUAUGAGGUAAUGAGUUGAUCAAUGUUGGGUUUCUCUUGUUUCCAACCGGGGGUUGACUCUGGUUCUGUGUCUGUGUAGCUCUGUUGGUUUUAGCUUUGGAUUCUGAAGCUGGUGUUAGAUCAACUUUGAGCUAUUUUCAGAGGGGUUUUUGACUACUGGAGGGGAAUUUGAGGUUACUUUCUUGGAGGAUCUAUCAAUAGUUCUUUGUAGCUUGUAGAGAAUUUCGAGAUUUGGGGUCAUGUUUGAAGUUAACUUCGGUGGUACUGAUGUGAAUUGUUGGCAUCUGAUGAAAAAAACAGUAGGUCAUUAUGAUAGAAAGAGAUAGAUAUUAGAUUAUUGAGGUGGAGUGUUCUGGUAUAUUGGGUGUUGCAGGUGUUAGAGGAAGAAGAGAUGGACAGAAGAAGAAUGAUACAACCUCCAUUGGUGGAUAGCACAGCAUGUUUAUGCAGGGUUGAUGCUGGUCUUAAAACUGUUGCUGGAGCAAAGAAGUAUGUCCCUGGGGCAAAGCUUUGUCUUCAACCAGACAUUAAGGCAUCCAUUCAUCCAACUAGGAGUAAGCCUGGACGUGGUGAGAGUAGCCGCAAUCAAUCCCCUCUUCUUCCUGGACUCCCUGAUGAUCUUGCUAUUGCUUGCCUAAUUCGGGUCCCAAGAGUGGAGCAUCGCAAGCUUCGCGUAGUGUGCAAAAGAUGGUACCGUCUUUUGGCUGGAAACUUCUAUUACUCCCUCCGUAAGAGCAUUGGCAUUGCUGAAGAAUGGAUUUACUUGAUUAAAAGAGAUCGAGAUGGGAAAAUAUCUUGGCAUGCCUUUGACCCUGUAUACCAGCUGUGGCAGGCCCUUCCUCCUGUCCCCAAGGAGUAUUCUGAAGCCCUUGGAUUUGGUUGUGCUGUACUCAGUGGCUGUCACCUGUAUCUGUUUGGAGGAAAGGACCCUCUAAAGGGAUCAAUGAGACGAGUCAUUUUUUACAGUGCCAGGACCAAUAAAUGGCAUCGUGCACCUGACAUGCUUCGCAGACGACAUUUUUUUGGCUCGUGUGUUAUAAAUAACUGCCUCUAUGUUGCUGGUGGGGAAAAUGAGGGGAUGCAUAGGUCCUUGAGAUCAGCAGAAGUAUAUGAUCCCAACAAGAAUAGAUGGUCCUUCAUUUCAGAUAUGAGCACCGCAAUGGUUCCUUUCAUUGGGGUUGUUUAUGAAGGAAAAUGGUUCCUGAAGGGGUUAGGAUCUCAUCGUCAAGUCCUGAGUGAGGUCUAUCAGCCGGAAAAUGACAGCUGGGACUCUGUGUAUGACGGAAUGGUUGCAGGCUGGAGGAACCCAAGUGCUUCUUUAAAUGGGCAUCUCUAUGCUUUGGAGUGCAAGGAUGGCUGCAAACUCAGAGUCUAUGAUGAAGCAACUGAUUCUUGGAGCAAGCAUAUCGACAGUAAGAUACAUUUGGGUAACUCUAGGGCCUUGGAGGCAGCUUCCCUGGUUCCCCUUAAUGGUAAAUUAUGCAUCAUCAGAAAUAAUAUGAGUAUUUCACUCGUUGAUGUUUCGAAAUCAAAUGAUGCUGGUGGAGCAAGCGCUGAACAUCUGUGGGAAACUCUAGCAGGCAAAGGGCAGUUCAGGACGAUGGUCACAAAUCUGUGGUCAAGCCUUGCCGGCAGAAACCGCUUGAAAAGUCACAUAGUUCACUGUCAGGUUCUUCAAGCUUAGUAGACCUGUAAAUUGUAUCAACAAGCAGAGGUGCUUUCGAUGAUUUAUAUGCUUCUGGAUUAAUGGAUUAAUAGAAAAGACCCGAAGGAUCGCCAUAUUAUAUGGUAUACCUACAUAACAUGGCGAUCCUUUGCUAGGUGGUUGAGGAUGUUUGUUUUUGCGGACUUUCUUUUGUUACAAAUAUCUAUAUGAGACACAGGAUACUACGAUUCCAUCCUUUUAGUUGUAUCGCCGAAAGUUAUUAUGACACUUUUGACAUUGGUCACA
This is a messenger RNA of Argentina anserina (silverweed cinquefoil), 2362 nucleotides long. RefSeq names its product F-box/kelch-repeat protein At1g55270-like. The coding region runs from base 803 to 2095 and encodes 430 amino acids. Gene Ontology annotation, molecular function: protein binding. The transcript is spliced from 2 exons. The record is from RefSeq and is a predicted model, not a curated record. NCBI's taxonomy places the organism in Eukaryota, Viridiplantae, Streptophyta, Magnoliopsida, Rosales, Rosaceae.